GGAGAGAAAAAAAAGGAGGGAGAAACAUCACAGUACCACUCUACUAUCCAUGGAGCUUCCCCUGGUGUCUUGGUGCUCUCAUGCAGUGCCAAGGCCUGAACUCUGGACCUUGUACACACACUGAAAGCAGAGCCAUUCCCUCUGGGAGCUCCACAUGUGUGAGAGACCUGCACAGGGAUGUCCAGCAGCCACACAUUCACAUGUCAGGGUCGCCGAGGACAGCCAGGAAGCUGUGUGACUUCUAGGACUGCUGCUCCACAUCUCCACAAGGGCCACGAGAACUGGGGAGAUAGCUCAGCCUGUCUGAGGUUCAGGCCCUGGCACUACCUUAAACCAGAGCUGAGCUGCUAUCUGGAGCUCUCGGUCUCUCAGUAGAGACGUUGCUAUAAACUAGGUCCCCCCUGCCCUCCAGUCUGAUGCCCAUCCAGCCCGCUGAGCACUGGGAAUGGAAUGAGUCUAUGCAUUCCCUGCGGAUUAGUGUGGGGGGCCUCCCUAUACUGGCAUCCAUGACCAAGGCCACAGACCCCCGCUUCCGCCCCCGCUGGAAGGUGAUUCUGCCAUCCUUCGUGGGUGCCGCCCUCCUCUGGCUGAUCUACCUCCACCACCCGCCCCCAGGCCGGUCCCCUACACUCAAUGCCCAUAGCUGGAGGCUUGGCCAGGCGUCUGCUGACCGCCACAGUACGUACAAUGACACCUACCCCCUGUCUGUCCCCCAGAGGACGCUGGGUGGCACUCGCUACCGCAUCGCGGUUAUUGCAGACUUGGACGCGGACUCCAGGGCCCAGGAGGAAAACACCUGGUUCAGCUACCUGAAGAAGGGCUAUCUCACCCUGUCGGACAGUGGGGAUAGGAUGACUGUGGAGUGGGACAAGAGUCAUGGCAUCUUGGAGUCCCACCUGGCAGAGAAGGGACGGGGCAUGGAGCUGUCUGAUCUGAUCGUCUUCAAUGGCAAGCUCUACUCUGUGGAUGACCGGACAGGGGUCAUCUACCAGAUCGAGGGCACCAAAGCUGUGCCUUGGGUGAUCCUAUCAGAUGGUGAUGGAACCGUGGGGAAAGGCUUCAAAGCUGAGUGGUUGGCUGUGAAGGAUGAACAUCUGUAUGUGGGCGGCCUGGGCAAGGAGUGGACUACCACCACGGGGGAAGUGAUGAAUGAGAACCCUGAGUGGGUGAAGGUGGUGAGCUACAGGGGCAGCGUGAACCAUGAGAAUUGGGUGUCCAGUUACAAUGCUCUGCGGGCUGCUGCUGGGAUCCGGCCUCCAGGCUACCUCAUUCACGAAUCAGCCUGCUGGAGCGACAUGCUGAAGCGCUGGUUCUUCUUGCCACGCCGAGCUAGCCAUGAGCGCUAUAGUGAGAAGGAGGACGAGCACAAGGGUACCAACCUGCUGCUGAGUGCUGCCCAGGACUUCAGCGACAUCACUGUCAGCCAUGUCGGGGAGGUGGUGCCCACGCAUGGCUUCUCUUCCUUCAAGUUCAUCCCCAACACGGAUGACCAGAUUAUUGUGGCCCUCAAGUCUGAGGAGGAUGGCGGCAAGGUGGCCACCUACAUCACGGCUUUCACACUUGACGGGCGCCUGCUCCUGCCUGAGACCAAGAUCGGGAGCGUCAAGUACGAAGGGAUAGAGUUUAUAUGAGCUUAGAGGUUCAGACCUUGAGCAAGGCUGAAGGGGGUUUGCUUAAGCUGCACCUGGACUCACAUUUAUAAGACCAGAGAAUUGCACUUUUAUGUGGGAUUUUUGUUUUUGUUUUUUUUCCUUUUUGGAAAUCUGAGGUGUGUAUCUGGUUGAGAGGUCUUCAAAAUAGGAAGUGGCAAGCAACCAGAGAUGUGAUUUCUUGAUGCAAAGAAUGGCUCAGAGCCUCCUGAGUGACCCCUCAAGCUGACUUGCUCAGAUGCUGCUCUGUGCUGCCAUCUGGUGGUGGGAACUAGUUACUGCAGGGGCCCUGUCUAACCACCGGGUAAUCUGAUGGCCCUUUCUGUUUGUUACUGUGUUCAGUAAAUAUUUCGUGAGCUCCUACUGUGUGUCAAGUACUGUAAUGCCUCUGAAAAUAAAAGAUUUCCAUCAGGAA
Messenger RNA from Erinaceus europaeus (western European hedgehog), 2064 nucleotides. It is a transcript of the gene CANT1, whose product is annotated as calcium activated nucleotidase 1. The transcript is spliced from 5 exons. Gene Ontology annotation, molecular function: GDP phosphatase activity; calcium ion binding; UDP phosphatase activity. NCBI's taxonomy places the organism in Eukaryota, Metazoa, Chordata, Mammalia, Eulipotyphla, Erinaceidae. Gene Ontology annotation, biological process: proteoglycan biosynthetic process. The record is from RefSeq and is a predicted model, not a curated record. Bases 417 to 1631 code for a protein of 404 amino acids.